This is a messenger RNA of Neodiprion fabricii, 3135 nucleotides long. Its product is annotated as IQ and AAA domain-containing protein 1-like. Lineage: Eukaryota; Metazoa; Arthropoda; Insecta; Hymenoptera; Diprionidae. The transcript is spliced from 8 exons. The record is from RefSeq and is a predicted model, not a curated record. Bases 1 to 2643 code for a protein of 880 amino acids. Gene Ontology annotation, molecular function: ATP binding; protein binding; ATP hydrolysis activity.
AUGUCUCAUCAAUUUUACUCCGAGUUAUGGCUCGCGACGAGGGAAGAUGUGGAGAAACUUUUACGGACGGAUCAGGAUGGACUGCAGCAGGAAAAGAAAGGGGGGAAAUCGAAAGAUAAAAUCUCGGGUCAGCUGGUUACGAUGUACAUCAGAUAUAGGGAAUUAAUUCGUCGCCUAGCUCUAUGUCACGAUCAAGUUUGUCAGUACCAGAAACGCGAGCUGAUAACGCAGGUGCUUAAUUGUGCCAUUGGACGAAUGUUGGAGUAUAAACGACAGUUGGUCCUCUACCAGAAUACGGAAUCAGUCUACGCUGACGAUGUUCUGAUACCGCUGAAACUCACUCCGGACGACAUUGGUUGGCGAAAACCAUCCUACUUUGUUACGGACCGACAAUCUCAUCUCGACGCUCGCAAGAAAUAUAUAAAUGACCUGAUCCGGCAGAAACUGGCGUCUGCAACCCUGCAAGAUUCGCGGCGAAAUUCAACCGUUAUCCCGAGCCGGAGCGAAUCGGAAGGGAAAAUGUCGCGAAAAGCUUCGCGGCUGUCUCCGCGUGUGACUGAGGGGGAAAUCGAGGUGAACUUGAAUCUUCCGAUACGGGUAGAAAGCCCGGAAGAAGCUGCGGCGAGGAUCGCCCGUGAGGAGCUAAAUUCGGCCAUUCUGCUGAUCCAGUCCCAUGACCGGGCCAGGAAGGCCAGAAUCGUCGGGGCCGAAUUAAAGAGAACGAGCGACUACAAGAAGAAGCUUGCCAGCGGUGAAUUGGUGGAAGUGAAACACGACAAGAGAACCAAGGUCAAAGCGGUCGUCACGAUGCAGAAAUGGUGGCGAAGCUACGCGACGCGAAUCCACCUUAAGGAAAGGACCGACCGCCUCGAGGCGGUCCUUGGCAUGUCCAUUCCCAGCUGGAAACCUCAUCAAGUAUUUGACCGGGACGCUGAAAACUUUAAACGAAUACAAUCGAUGCAACCGGAAUACGCCGCAGCCACUCUUGCGGCCACUUACGCCGAGAACGCCAGGUUGCACCGAAUUCGGGGACCAGGACUGAUGGAGGACAUAACCGACGAAGUCAAGGAAUGGUUUCUGCUCUGGUACAACGAGUUAGGAUUUUUCGACGCUUAUCCUUCGGCCCUAGCAGGAGGCAGUAUCCUAAUAGCAACAGGGCAGACCCGCACCCCGGAGGAAUAUCACAUGGAACAGAUGCGGAAGGCGGAAGAAGCAAAGAAAGGAAAGGGAAAAGCUGCGGCUGCAGCCAAGGCGACGCCGAAAGUCAAGCAACGCGGCGAUAAAAUGGAGGAGCCGAAUACCCUCAAAGGCCUGAGGGAGGCGAACGACAACUUCCUCGCAAAUUGGAGCCUCCGGGAUGAAACCGGGAACCCCCAUCAGCGCGAAUACCUUGACCUCAUCACCGACAAACUGUCCUACGAACUCCAGCUCGAGAUAAGGGAAGUCGUCGACGAACUCAUGCGCCUCGAACUCGCCACCCUUGAAGCCGCCCUCGCGAAGGACGAGGCCGAAAGCGACGGGGGCGCGAAGGGACAAAAAGAUCAGAAACAUAACAAAGGGACGAACAAUAAAAAGAAAAACAAAGACAAGGCGAAGGGCAUGGGUAAAGCGGGCAAGAAAAAGGAACAGGGACCGGCUCCAACGAUUGAGGAACUCUUCACCGAGCUGGUGAACACCGGGAUAAUCCGCGAAUAUCCGGAUGUUAAGAUGAGCGAUUGGAAGGGCGACGUGUCCUACCAGAACACGGAGGCUCGUAGGGAAUUCAGAGAGCCCAGAAACUGUCUGGGCGACGUGGUCCAGCCGAUAAUGGAGUACUGCGUGCUCCCGGUUGGCUCGAAGGAGAUACACCAGGUCGCUCCUUUAGUCCGCUCCGUUUCUAUAGUCGGACUUCCCCGCUCGGGCAAGUCUUUUCUGGUAAACGCGAUUUGCAAUGAAAUCGGCGCCCUGCUUUUCGACCUUACCCCGAAAACGGUCGCGCAGAGCUACCGGACGAAAAAGGACCUGGAGAGGCUCGUCGGUUCCAUCAACAAGGUUGCUCGCGCCUAUGCGCCCUCUCUGCUCUUCGUCGACGCCGGACACCAGCCGUGGUGGAAGAAAGUACCCCCCGAGGAAAAGCAAAAUAAUCCGAAGCUUCUCGCUGGACCGUUGACCAAACUCGUCAAGGGAAUCCGCCCCGGGGAUCAAAUCCUAUUUCUCACGACAACGGACCAACCGCAAAAAGCCGGAAAAGGGUUCAUGAAGCUCCACGAUAAGUUCAUCCUCAUACCGCUCCCCGAUUACAACACGUUGUACCUCAUCUACAAAGAGUUGCUGAUGCGGUAUCACGGGGUGGACAGAAACUUUGACUGCUCGAGUCUAGCCAGCUUCUCGGUCGGACUUCCGCUGGAGGAAAUUCGCAAUGCGGUAGAGAACGUCCUGACCGUCGAGCGCCGAAUUAGCCUGAAGAAGCGAACCCUUCAGCCCCAGGAGAUCAUACAGUAUCUGAUCUCCAACCGGGUUCAGACUGGGACGAAGGAGUACGAGAAGUUGCUUAAAUGGGAGAAGAAAACUCCCCUCGGUAAGCGACAUUCGAAAGUUGAAGCCGAGGAGAGGGCAGCUCUUGGCGGCAAGAAGAUGCAGAAGGUGCAGGAGAGGCAAAAGUAGACAUUCGCAUUAUUCAAUCGGUGUAAGAACUUGACGGCCAGGUUCGUGAAGAAAUGGAAGCCGCGACACCGCGGGGGAAAAAGCGGAAUUCUUUUCGUCCCGAAGAUGCUCUCGGCGACUUUUUUCAUUAUACCCAUACAGCGGAAGGAACUGUCGCGGUUUCGUCGGUCCGACUGAACGGCAUAUGCACGCAACACGUAAAAGUAUGUGUGUAUGUGCGUACAUCCGUACCGUCAUACGCUACUGUGGUCGCUACACCUACGCACGUUGCACCUACGCGCGUUGCUUCACCUACGCAUUACACCGAGGGAGAGCGGUGGAUGGGGGAAAAUUUUCAACAGGAAACGAAAAUGGAACACGAAUUAUCGCUAGGAGCGAAAUGAUAAUCACACGCAAUUAGUCGUUUACCCGGAUUUCAAAAAUCCACCCGGUUCCUGCAGAGCAAUGCGCAGGACCGAGUGACGACUCGCUGCAGCGCUUACCUAAGGUCGA